Molecule: messenger RNA, 2509 nt
Organism: Haplochromis burtoni (Burton's mouthbrooder)
Lineage: Eukaryota; Metazoa; Chordata; Actinopteri; Cichliformes; Cichlidae
Gene: and1
Product: actinodin1
Exons: 7
Coding region: 223-2058 (611 amino acids)
Source: RefSeq, a predicted model, not a curated record
UGAGCCUUUUUUAGUGCGUGUCAGAGAUGAUGGGCUCACUUUAAAACGUUGCUGGAUCCUUUUGUCAGAUCAGUCUGUAAGAAGAGCUGCAGGGCAGGCAAGGAGUCCCUAACACACACACAAACACCUCCCACGUACACACCUGGUGGACUGAGCUUCAUCCGAGUCCACUUUGGAUCCUCUGGAAGGAAACUCUGAAGUCAAACAACCGCAGGUCCAGUCAUGGCUGAAAGAAGACGGACCAGUUUCUCCGGUGUGUUGAUCACCAUUGUGCUGGCUGUGAUGCUGCUGCCUGCAUUCUUGUCUGCUGGACCAAUUGUGCAAAAGUCCAGAGGAGAUGCGGGGGAAAGCAUCCAGGAGAAGGCGGCUGCUGCAGCAGCACACAGGAGGCUGAUCCGCAACCGCAGGAACAUCAGCUGGUACAAACAGCACUCUGACUUCUGGGCAUGGUACAAGUACUUUACUGACAACGGCAACCAGGAGGCAAUUCAGGAGAUGGAUCGCAUCUUCCUCGCCUACCUCCAGAACAAGAACCGUGCUGAGGGACGUCGCUCCUACAAGGCCUACUUGAGACACCUGGGAGAUGUUUAUAAAUCCUGCUCCGAUACUGAAGACCCCAACUGCGUGGCUUCCUACACCAGCAGGGCCAGUCCUAAAGCGGAAACCCCCAAACCUGCCCCAGUAAAAACCUGUGACCCCACCAAGGACCCCUACUGCAUGUACAUGGCUUUAGUCCAGGGAAAGAGCCCUUACAAGCCAUUGGUGCUCCCGGCUGCCACCCCUGCUCCUCAGUACGUCCACUCUCCUGCUCCAGCCAAGGACCCUCAGUCAGGGUACUACUACUACUCGCCGUCCACGAUGCCUUUCCUGACCAUGGAGCAGAAGGUAGAGUUGCUGCGGAUCUGUGGCUCUGAUGAUGUGGAGUGUCUGCAGUACCAUCUGAAAGCUGCUUAUGGGUAUUCUGGUGGGUCCCGUCCAUCAUAUGCCCACCUUGGCUGUGACCCCAAGAAAGAUCCUGCCUGCAAAAUGUUACAGAAAGCUCCUGCUGGUCUCUACAUGAAUGCCUAUUCUGCCUCCAGUACGGCUCCCCAAGCUGCACCAGGAUCCUGCAAUCCUCUUUUUGAAGACGGUUGCAACCCUCUUACCGCCACCAGAUUUUCCACUUCUCCAGAAUCAUACAAAAGUAACGAGAGAGAUCAGGCCGCUGCCAUCCGUGCUGCCCCUCCUGCUGAGCAGUAUGACCCCUAUUCCAUGUAUAGGGAUUCUUAUUCUAAUGUUAACAGAGUCACUGAUCCUUAUGCUAUGUAUCGCCAGGCCAGUGCCCCAACUUCUCCUCCAGCUACUGAUCUCUUUGCUGUACUGCGCCAAUACAUGGCCCAAGCUCACACUAAUGACCCAUAUGCUCCACGUAUGGGGGCUGCUUCUGAGUCAAACUCCAACGAUCCUUACUCUACUAUGCGUGAUGCAGCAGGCGCUAUGCACCUGCACACCCCUCCAUCCCCCAGGCAGCAGCACCCUUAUUCCUAUCCCAGUUAUGAGGAACCUGCCCAGGAGGAACGCCACCCUCUGGGUCCCCCAGGCAAAACCAAGGAGGGCUACGACUGUUUCAUUGGCUAUGACCGUGAAUGCUAUCCCGUGAAGCCCAGCGCACCUCGCUCUGGAGUUCAACGUCGCAUCCCUUACCCUGCUGAGGCCUAUGAGCCCCACCUGAAUUCUGACGGCACCCGCAACGGCGUCCUGGAGCCUGUAAACCCACACUGUGACCCCGAGUAUGACCGUGACUGCCGCCUGCGUCGCUAUGAGACCGAGCAGCCUCAAAGCCAGCCUGAACGUCAUGCAGCAGAGGACCACAGCCAGACGGCAGCCGAGAGAGAGCAGGUUAAUCAGGACCAGUAUGAAGCAGAGCCCUACCAGAGCGGCCAGGAGGAAUCUCACACACCCUACCAGCCUCUCUCACAAGGCAUGCCCAGCCUCCAGGACAUACUGAGGCGCUAUGGAGACCAGUAUCCCGGGCAGGAGGAUCACAGAGCUUAUGCAGACAACUACCACAAGAAGUAAACAGGCUAACACGCACAAAAGCAUGCAGAUGGACAUGAAUGCACAGUCCCAUGCGUUCCUGUAGUUCAGCCCUUGAACGCCUCAUGCCCCGAGAAACCAGUUCUAUCUGGACCAGAGGUGGGACACAGGUGAAUUUGAUGGACCCAGAGAGCAAGUACAUGCACGUACAUCCCAAACACAGCUUCUUGCUUUGGGAGCCUGCUAAAAACUUUCCUGGAACGCCUUCCUAUAACUUUAGUUGCUUCAGGCCUGAUGCUUUGAUUUAUUGCUUUUUACUUUCUACCUUAAACUCUCCUCUGUGCUUUCAAGUGUGUAAUGACCUCGCAGCUCUCAGCUUUGCUUCUGUAUCUGUGCAUUAUUUUUAAAAAUGAAAUAUUGUUUAUUGCUUUUUGACACAGAUGGAUUGUCAUUUUUUUUCAUUUUAAUUGUUCUAAUAAAAAAUACAGAAAUA